AAAGGUAGUGAUGUAAAUAUGGCUGUACCUCCUCUACAAUAUCAAAAAUGAUGCUUCGCUCCUGGGCCAUGAUCCGUUUGGCCCCUACGACCACCACCGCCACCAACCUAUGCGUCCGUUUCGGAGCAUCAUCACCGAGGAAACCCCGAGUCCCUCUCUUCCUCCGCCCUCUGGUCUACACCACCACCAUCCCGGACCUGCAGAAGUGGCGUUCGUGGGCCAGAAAUCUCGCCCUCUCCGUGGGUUCGAAGUUUGUCGAGCUCGACAACGGCCCCGACUCUCACACCCUCUGCAGAGAGGUCGAAUGGCUCUUGGAGGAUGCCGUCGAGGGCUACGACGCGCGGCUCCGGCAGACGACUGCCACCGACAGCGGCGGCACCUGCCUCAGGAUGAGGGCCGGUUUGGGCGAGCUUUACUGCUUGUGGAAGGAAAGGGUGGAGCAGAGGAGGCCGUUUCAGUACGUUGUCGGUUGCGAGCACUGGGGGGACAUCGUCCUGAGCGUCGAGGAAGGGGUGCUCAUCCCGCGUCCGGAGACGGUGCAGGUGGUCGAAUUAGUGGAUCAGCUGUGCUCGGCAGACCAGAGGUUUCGAGAAGGCCUCUGGGCUGAUCUAGGUACCGGGAGUGGCGCCAUUGCCAUUGGAAUAGGGAGGAUCUUGAAGGGGAGAGGGAGGGUGGUCGCCGUUGAUCUCAGCGACGUCGCUGUGGCGGUUGCCUCAUACAAUGUGGAGAGACACGGGUUGCAGGAUAUAGUGGACGUGAGGCAUGGAUCCUGGUUUGAUCCUUUGGAAGAUGUCCAAGGCAAGCUAGAUGGGCUUGUCAGUAAUCCUCCCUAUAUUCCAAGUGAUCAAAUCUCUGGAUUGCAAGCUGAAGUUGGCAGACAUGAACCAUUAAGUGCACUGGAUGGAGGUCAAAAUGGCAUGGAUGAUCUUCUUUGCAUAUGCCGAGGAUCUGUUACUGCUUUACGACCUGGUGGAUUUGUAGCUUUUGAGACAAAUGGUGGAGAGCAGGCAGAUUUUGUUGCAAACUUCUUGGGGAGAAAUAAUUUCUGUAAUGUGAAAGUAGUUACUGAUUUUGCAGGAAUUCCACGGUUUGUGACUGGAUUUCGUUCAUAAUGCACACAACAAUGAAUUCCUAAAUCCUGCUUGGUGCAUGCUUGGAAGAUAUGUUGUUCUCUUAAAGGAAGUGCAUUUUAAUUGCGUUUUCUUCAAAUUACUAUUUCAAGUGUAAUUAUCAUUUCCUCUUUUUAUUUGUCCAAUUUUUUAUGUUCUUUGUCA
Molecule: messenger RNA, 1274 nt
Organism: Nymphaea colorata (pocket water lily)
Lineage: Eukaryota; Viridiplantae; Streptophyta; Magnoliopsida; Nymphaeales; Nymphaeaceae
Exons: 3
Coding region: 48-1112 (354 amino acids)
Biological process (GO): protein methylation
Molecular function (GO): protein methyltransferase activity; nucleic acid binding
Source: RefSeq, a predicted model, not a curated record